AUGUCGGAUAACGCUUCGCAACCUGAUUCCACUCUCCUAAAUGUAGACAAUAUUCUCCUUCUGGAAGAAAUUCUAAGGAAUUUUCUUAUGAGUACAGCUCCCGUCAUUCCUGAGCAGCCUCUCAUAACGCCAUUAUUGCCUCCAUUUUUGAAUUUUCCCCAAUGUAAGGUUCCCGAACAGCCUCUAGAUCUUUCUAUGAAGGCAGAAGUUCCUCCAUCUGAAGACUUUGGCUAUGGAAGUGGAAGUGAGCGACUAAUGAGCCUUCCUGAUCUCAGUUUGGAGGAGACAUUACUAGACCAGUCAGUGGAUUAUGAUGAAUAUGGCACAGAGCACAGAGGAAUACGUAACUCCCCAAUGCUUUGGCAGUUCCUUUUAAGUUGUCUAGACAAUGAGGAAUUUAAUCCUUCAGUUGUUGAGUGGAUAUGCAAGGAACAAGGAAUCUUUCGCCUAACCAAUGCCCGAGCUCUUGCUCAACUCUGGGGAGAGAAGAAACAUAAACCGAAUAUGAGUGAGGAGAACUUGAAACGCUCCUUGAGAUACUAUUAUGGAAAGAAGAUUUUAACCAAAGUACAAGGUCAACGUGAUGUGUACAAAUUUUAUUUCAAUCUGCCUUAG
Rodentolepis nana is the source of this 615-nucleotide messenger RNA. Lineage: Eukaryota; Metazoa; Platyhelminthes; Cestoda; Cyclophyllidea; Hymenolepididae. The record is from the annotation of a GenBank genome assembly.